Messenger RNA from Polyodon spathula (Mississippi paddlefish), 5304 nucleotides. RefSeq names its product ribosomal protein S6 kinase delta-1-like. NCBI's taxonomy places the organism in Eukaryota, Metazoa, Chordata, Actinopteri, Acipenseriformes, Polyodontidae. The record is from RefSeq and is a predicted model, not a curated record. Gene Ontology annotation, molecular function: protein kinase activity; phosphatidylinositol binding; ATP binding. Gene Ontology annotation, cellular component: early endosome. The coding region runs from base 80 to 3328 and encodes 1082 amino acids. Gene Ontology annotation, biological process: protein phosphorylation. The transcript has 16 exons.
AGAGCUGGAAGGUAAUCCGGAAGUGUCUCCAGCGCUAGGCUUCCACAGUAGAGAAUGUGAUGGCUUUGCUGUAAGCAGAAUGAAAUCUCAGCGAGACAGAGCGGAGUGUGCGCGGUUUUAUACUGUUACAGACCCCAAGAAGCAUCAGAAAGGAUACACUGUCUAUCAAGUCACUGCCAGGAUCAUCUCCAGAAAGAAUCCUGAGGAUGUGCAAGAGAUAAUUGUCUGGAAGAGAUAUAGCGACUUUAAGAAGCUGCACAAGGACCUUUGGCAGAUUCAUAAAAAUCUGUACAGGCAGUCAGAACUCUUUCCACCCUUUGCCAAAGCCAAAGUUUUUGGUCGCUUUGAUGAGACUGUGGUUGAGGAAAGGCGACAGUGCUCUGAAGAUCUACUCCAAUUUUCAGCCAACAUCCCUGCUCUCUUUAACAGCAAGCAAUUUGAAGAUUUUUUUAAGGGUGGAGAGGUUCAUGAUGGCUCGGAGUUGAUUGGCCCUGCUGAGCCCUUUUCUGAUUUCCUUGCAGACAGUUUAUCAGACUGCAGUUCAGAAGUUCAGAAAGAUAUAAGUGGCUUUGAUGAUUUGACAUUUAGCAGUCAAUCAGAAUAUGGAGGCCUCUCGAGUGACAACUAUCUGAUAUCUUUGCGAGUGGACACAGACUCUCUUGCUGAGUUUGAUGAUGGAAUGGCCAAAGCCAGCCACUCUCCAAACAAGCUGCUGGGUGGUCCAUCUCCUGAACCCACACGAAAGGAGUCUGUCGGCCAUGAUCCGGAGAUGAGUAAGAAUGGUGCAGAGGGAGGCAGCAGGGUACUCUUCCCUGGCAGCCAGAAGACAGACUACCUAAAAAAGGCAGGUGAGCUGAUAGAGCUGGCUCUGCAGAAAGAAGCUGAACAGGACUAUGAAGGAGCCUUCUCUUUCUACAGAAGUGGAGUGGAUCUGCUUCUCCAAGGAGUUCAAGGUGAGCCUAGCCCCACACGCCGUGAAGCGGUGAAGAAGAAAACAGCAGAGUACAUAAUGCGAGCAGAACAAAUAUCCAAUCAGUACCUGAAAGCCUCAAAAGAAAAUGGAUCAGUACAGACCGUGCCUCCAGGACAGCUAAGUUCAAGGCCCACUUGGAACCUGAGGAGCCCUGCGGAGGAACUGAAGGCCUUCAGAGUCCUCGGGGUGAUUGACAAGGUGUUACUGGUUAUGGAUAAAAGAACGCAUGAGACCUUCAUUUUAAAAGGUCUGAAGAAAAGUAGUGAGUGCAACAGGAACAAAAAGACCGUCAUCCCCCACUGUGUGCCCAACAUGGUGCGUCUGCAUAAGUACAUCAUCUCAGAGGAUUCCAUAUUCCUUGUGCUGCAGCACGCAGAAGGUGGGAAGCUAUGGUCCUAUGUGAGCAAGUUCCUAAACAAAAGCCCAGAAGAUAGUUUCGACAUCCCCUGCAUUGAAAGAUCCCAUCCUACAGGUGUCCAUAAUGUGGAACAAUUUGUGCCUGGCUUAGAAGAUGUAGGCAGCAGCAUUGAAUCAGGAGGGCAAAGCGAUGGCAAAACACUGCAGGUUCUGCCCAUGAAGAUCAGCCUGACACCCACCUCCCAAGAAGACAGCAGCACUCAGGAGGAUGGCGAGGACGACUCUCAUGGGUUACUUGACUCAGGGGCCACAUCCGACGAGGAAUGCACUAAUAGUUACUUAACAUUAUGUAAUGAGUAUGAACAGGAGAAGGUAGAACCAGACUCUUUGUCUGAGGAGCCACUUCUGAAAUCCGAAGAUGACAGCGCAAGCCCCCCCAUCGGGGCACAGUGCUCAAGACCUCAUUCCCUGCUCAGCAAUGACAGCCUGUGUUCCCCAAUCACGGCUCAGGAACUUCAGUUCUUUACUGAAGAUGCAAACCCUGAAGUGUUUAGUCCAACCAAAACCAUGGAUUCACUGAACCAGUCUAAAAAAAGCCCAAUGGAGUUUUUCCGGAUAGACAGUAAAGACAGUGCCAGUGACCUUGUGGGUCUUGACCCUGGUGACAAGCUCCCAAGCUUGAAAUCAGAACCAAUAAAGCAUUUCUAUACUGUGGCUGUUGAGGACUCAAGUUCAAGACUUAUUGACACUGUUGAAAUAAAAGGAGGCGUGGCAAACUUUGUAACUGUUGAUAGUGAUGGAGGAUCGAAUGAGUCAGUUCCUGUUAUCUCAUUCCAAGAUGCUGCUUUUGGAGAUGCAGGAAGUUGCGAUGAAGGCAGACCUGACCUCCUAGUGAACUUGCCAGGUGUUUCCGAUUCUUCUGAAGAAAAACUGACUCUGUCCAAAAGUUGCCUCAUAGAAGAGGCAACAGGAUCGCUUAUGUUUGGAAAGCCUGAUGUUUUGCAACUGAAUCACAAUUUAGGCGAAGGAACUACUUUUAAAGGUACACUAGAUGAAGAUUUCUUUGACUCUGGCAAAGCAAUCUCAAAUACCUCAGGCACCACUAAUGAAAAUGAUGCAUCAAAUAAAUUUGAGAAAGAACAGACUCUUUUAGGUUUAAAAACAGAAAAUGAAAGUAUGUUUGAUAGUUUUGGUUAUUUUUCUCGGGAACAUGUCGCACCAGCUUCUUUAGAACUUCAAACAUCACAUAACAUGGACACUCUUUUCGUGGACGACCAUGAAAUUUCCAGUGUGCCUCCCCUGAGUUUACAUAAACCAGCUGGUUUAGAUGGAAAUAAAGGAAAUUCUGACAAUCAGGGCUUGCUUUUUGCUGAAGAGCACCACAAUAGCAAAAGUGAAGAGUUAAAUGCUACAGAUCGCAGUGAAGAAAGAGUGGCUGAGGACAAAGAAGUUUCUCAGAUCUUCAAGGAUCUGGAUGAACUUUUAGUGCUAGCUUCCCAAGCACACAUUCCAGAGACGCUCAUUCAGCGCUGGGCAGUGGGCUUGGUUGUUGCCCUUGAUGCACUUCACCGAGAAGGAAUUGUGUGCCGUGAUUUGAACCCAAACAACAUCUUAUUGAAUGAUAGAGGACACAUUCAACUAACAUAUUUCAGCAGCUGGAGUGAGGUUGAAGAAUCCUGUGACAGUGAUGCCAUAGACAGAAUGUACUGCGCCCCAGAAGUUGGAAGCAUAUGUGAAGAAACUGAAGCAUGUGAUUGGUGGAGUUUGGGUUCCCUUUUGUUUGAACUUCUUUCUGGAAAGUCACUGUAUCAGUGCCAUCCUGCAGGAAUCAAUAGGCACACAUCUCUAAACAUGCCAGACUACGUUUCAGAGAAGGCCAAAUCUUUGGUACAGCAGCUUUUACAGUUUAACCCCAUUGAGAGACUCGGAGCAGGAGUAGCCGGGGUGGAGGAGAUCAAAGCUCAUCCGUUCUUCAGCAGGGUGGACUGGCCAAACUAGCUGAGGAGUUUUCUUGGAUAACAGUGUAUCAUCAGCCCCAGUUGAUGAACUAAGCCAGAUAGAAAUGCAACCUUCCAUAGCUUCACAGGAGAACACAUGGAUAAAUAUGCUAUUAUCUGUGUCAUUUUAAUAUUGCACCAAUGACGUUGUUUAGUCUGGGUUUUGCUUGAGUUCUGAAGUAACAAAGUGUACUAUUAAGAUACUUUUAAAUUAUGCAGAAAUACUGCAUACAGCUCAACAUCCUAAGAACACAAUACCAGACUUUUAAAAUGUUUUUUAAAGAAAUUAAUAUAACUACAGCCUAUCAAUUGAACACUCACUUUGAAAUUGUAAAAAAAAAAAAAAAAAAAAAAGUUGACAUGUUUCACUGUACAGAUUUAAAGAUGUAAACACAGAUGUUCCUGUGCCACAGGCAAAUUAAUCUGUACCAUUUCUUAAAGGGUUAGUAUCUGCCAUGUACAUUUUAUAAUGAGAUUAAUUUCCCUUUCAUAUCUGUUCUGUAUAAUUCUGUAUAUAAGUUUGUAGACUGCAGAGUUCAUUUGAAAAAUACAGACUUCUUUAUACAACAGUAGUAAAGUAGGCUUUAAAUUUUGUGGCAAAAAAUAGUCCCUACCUUUAGUUGCAGGGAGCACUUCCUGUAUAGCGAGUACAUUACUUUCAUAGGAUUGCUUAAUUAAAAAAAUAAUAAUUGUCAAGAAAUGUAAUGAAAAACAGACAGAACAUUAAAUGGAUAUUAAUUGCAUGAGAAAUUAUCAUUGUCUAUAUACAUUAUGACAGGCAUCUUAUUGUAAAAUAUUGGAUUGUUUUUUUUUUUAUAAAGAUGUGCAGAGGGGUGAAUGUCUAAACUCCUGUAUACACUUAUGAACACAAUAGGAACAGUGGGGUGUGCAGCACUAAUUGAAAUGUGUGGUAGUUUUGGUAACUAAGGUCUAGCAGUAUGUGGCUUCUUUUUUAACAUGUUUGGAUUCAAUGGAAAGAAACCUGUCAAUUGGGAUUGGUUGCUACCUUUAAGCCUUCUUGUUGACGAUUUGCCCUAGGGGUGAAGUUAACUGGAAUGUAGACAAAACUACAUUAGAGCAAGUAAGCAGUUCUGAUGGUGCGAUUUCAAUUAAAAUGAUACUUAACAGCCUGUCAAUGUAGACCCCUCUUAUUUUAUCAAUACAAUCACAAGUAUUUUAUCUGUUUAACUAUGUUUCAUCUCUUUCAGAAUCUAGAUCAAAAAGACCUUUCAGCUAUAUUACUCUUUGGAGUCAGUUCUGAUUACAAAUGGCCAUUUAUUUAAUACAUCCCUCCAAUUAUCUGCUUUAAAUGGCAGCCAAUUCAACCAACCACAAGUGUAAAGUAUCCUAAUCGCUAGCCUACUCUCUGUAGAGGGAGGUGUAGCCACUAUCUGAAUGCAUAUAGGAAAUUGCCACCUUGGUAUAAUUAACCAGAUUCUUUGAAAACAUGUAAGGGGAGAAGACACAAAUCUGCAAAUUGGCACAUCCAUUGUAAUGAAUGACACUCAUCAUGUCACAGGACCUUUUGUAAAAAUGUUGUGCACCUUGUACAUGACUGUAUAUAACUUCUAUUAGUAAUAAUUGUAUACAAAAUAGUGACUGUGCAAUUGGCAUUGUAACACAGCUGAGCUUUAUAGUAAUUAACUAAAUAUGUAUGUACUGUCACAGUGGUAUAUCUGUAUUUUUGGUAUUAUUAUUAUUUGCUAAUUAUUGUACUAAACACACUACAUGGAGCAGUAGUCAGUCUUAAAAGUUACAUUUAAAUCUCAAUAAAUGUAUGAAUGAAAAGUGUGUGUCACUUUUGAAUGGGAAAGGAGAGUAGCAGCGGCAGGCUGGUGUUAAAACCCGAGCCUUGUGACCAGUGGCUGACUGGAUUAAAUCACAGUGACAGUGAUGCUGACACUCACAGCUGCUGACAAGAGCACUUCUGAGUAUCACUGCUUGACAGUAACUGGCAAGACAGAGUGGUGGAGCUGC